Molecule: messenger RNA, 2263 nt
Organism: Paramuricea clavata
Lineage: Eukaryota; Metazoa; Cnidaria; Anthozoa; Malacalcyonacea; Plexauridae
Source: the annotation of a GenBank genome assembly
AUGACACACAUUGGUUUCAUGCAAUUUAGUGAUAGGAAGAAUACUGGUAUAAGGUUCAAUCUUGAUAAUAAUUACGAUGCUACAACAAUCAGCAAAAAAUUUGAAAACAUGCCUUGGCACGCUGGCCGGAAGACCUUAACACACCUCGCAUUGGAUAUUGUCGCUCAAAAGGUGAGGAUCUACUGUAUAACGGUGUAUUCAAUGGAGAUUGCAUUUUUGAGUAAUCCAUUCGAUGUGCACUUAUUGGCGGCACAUUGUUUUGUCUGCAAUAGACCUUUCCUGUAAUUACGCCACAACUACACUGUUUUCAACCUAUAACGAUCUUAGAUUUUAGAUUUCCCUUUCCUAAUUUGGUUAAAAUACACGUCUAUCAUGUGAUGUACAGUAACGUUAACCUUAAAUACUAGGUUUUCACGAAAAAAGGGGGUGACCGUCCCGAUGUACCAGAUCUGCUGAUCGUGUUGACAGAUGGUAAAUCCAAUUACCCUGACAAAACAAGAAAAAACGCCCAGAAGCUGAAAAACAUGGGAGUUCGCAUCAUUGCCAUUGGCGCAGUACAUGAUCUGCAAAACGAUGUAAAGAAUCGAGAAAUAUGGCAAGAGCUGCAAGAUAUUGCAUCUAGCCCUAAAGAUGUGAAAAUGAUCGAUUUUGCCAACCUUGUAACUGUUGUGAGCGAGAUCGUGUGUAAAGUUUGUCCCCGUACGUAAAUUUUUUAGUCUGAUUUCUAAUGUUGCAUUAAUUAGCAAGUUAGUUUACACUGAUGCAUAAGCUGACAAUUUCUUUCAAAACUAGUAAUGGAUAAUCAAUCACGAAGAAUUGUGGUAUAAUCUGGGAUAUAACAUAUUCGAAGUGCAAGAUUAUAUAUAAUAAUUAUAGAGGUUCGGACUUGAUUCCACAACCGCUAGCACUACCUUGUCAGCUGGUUUAGUACGCAUUUCAUUGGUUAUUUGGAAAUAUCAAACGCAUCUGAUUAGUUAAUGGUCCGGCCCUUAAUGGUGGGGAUAGCGAUAUAGUAAGAACCAAAAUCAGAAUAAAUUGAAUAAAUCAAAAUAUAUAUAACUGGGACAUUAUAUAUCCUUUCUCACAAAUAACCAGUAAGAUUAAAAGGUUUUUCUUAACACGCCGAUGACACAAAAGUCACCUUUCAUAUAGGUCAAGCCAAUGUGGCCGUCUUUUGGUAUAGCAAAUCCACUAUCUGUGCAUUAUUACAAAUUGAUUAAUGAAUGCAACAAGGCUCGAUAGUUCUGUGUGUCAACUUUAAAUUUUUAUUUUUAUUUAGCUUGCAAUUGUCCCAGCAAUACCGAAAAAAAGAGCGCUCAAGUUAAACCAGGUGAAACGAAAGCCUUUGUUAGUUGGUUGGAACCUAAACCCAGUUGCCUGACCAAUUCCAGUGAAAAUAUGCGAAGUACCAGUCGAUGGUUUUCUGUUGGUGAGCACACGCUUACGUACAAGUACACCCCUAAAACUGGGAAGCAACAGUUAGAAUGCCAUGUGAAAAUCACUGUGACAGGUAUGUGAAGUGUACAGCGAAUUGAAUGUCAUUCUCUCACCGCGAUUCCUUUGACACAGAAAUACUAAUGUCUGACUUUGAUGUUGGUGUAACCGCUGUGCUAUAUUUCGCCAAACACUCCCCACAUUUUUAGCCCCAUUGAAAACAUCGACCCAUGGGUGGGUGGGUGAUGAAGCCAGGUAGGGUGGCUAGAGCACGUGCACUGAUUGAAAACAUAACGAACUGUUUGCGCUUAAGAGUUGGCGGGAUGGCGAUCACGGGUUUUUGGCAAAGUCGAUGGUCUGCAUCGUGUAACUCUGCCAGUGGCAUUGAUGUUAGCGUAAUUGUCUGCCAUGCUCCUAGUAAAUGCGCUAAGGAAACGCCAUCAUGCCCGCCGAAUGGGGCUACAUGCAUAGCAACCGUGGUUUAGCCAAAUUACCCCUCCGUGUAUAGGGUAUAUCAUACACCGGUUUUAUUGCCAUUGAUGUCUCAUCACUGUCUUUGCCUUCACUUUAGGGGAGUUUUGUGGUGAAAGGGUUUAUGAACCAACCAGUCAAAUUUGCUGCUGUGGUCAAGUUCACAAAAGGAAAACUAUCAACCAUAAGUGCUGCGGAAAACGAUACAUCAAUCAUAGUAAGAAGAUCUGUUGUCAAGGCCAGAAACUUGUGGAUCGUCCAGGAUCUUGUCCUAAUUAGAUAAUGGAAAGCCUCUUUCACCUUUCAGGAAAUGUUUUCUAAAAAUAGUAUUUUAUUUAUAUCUCUUGCAAUCAUGUUU